GUGCUCAUCGGGCUCCCAGCUCCUGGCGGCCUGCUGGGCACAGGCCUGGGAACCUGUGGUCCUCCGCAUGCCUCGCCUCCAGAACUGAAUCUGACCUCUUCGCGGGGGGCUGUGGGAUUUAGGCAGCAGUGAUGAACACCUCAUCCUCCACCCCUACAAUCUUGCCCCCUGCCUCGUCCCGUCUCAGGCGUCUGGGCGACAAACUGCAGGGCCUCCGGAUUCCUCUCAUGCUUUACUCUGCUUCCAUCCUCAGGCGCUGUCUCCAGGCAGGCUGCUCUGAGCCAACACUGAGGAACCUCUUGCUCUGCCUACAUCUUGGGAAAGAAGACCUUGAACCUGAGCCUGGCAGUGGGAAUCAAUAAUGGUGAUACUGAUGAUCUCUAGAUUUGUGGUAACAGAUAAAAAGAUGUACUUUUUGAUAAAUAUUUGUUGAUUGCUAUAAAUUAAUGGCUAUUUAAUUUUUAUUUUUGACUCUAAGAUGCUAUAGAUUAUGAGGCAUUAUUAUUUUAUACGCCAUUAAGAUAGAAAAUAAAUGCUAACGAGUAAACUGUGAUGUCAAUUGAUUUUACAGCAUCUAGGGUCAUUAAAAGUAGCAUGCAGCUUACAAUUCGUAAGAGAUUAUAUGAGGCCUUGUAAGAGUCCUUGAGUAUUUUUGUGGCUCAGAGCCGCGUCCCUUUAUUAUAAACUAAGCUCUUAAAGGGCAAAGAUCUAUUUUUCUUUAGCUUUUUCCUCACUCACCACACCCAGGGGUUGCUUAAUAACUGUGGAAUGAUUAACAAAAUUGUACUGGAUAUUCGAUCUAAACAUCUAUUUUUAGUUAAUCAACUAGAUACAGUGAAAUGAGGCCUAAUACUCCAUGUGGUUGGUCACAUAGCAAAAGCAUUUGGGAGUCAGAAGACACUGGUCAGAAGAUUGGGAUUCCAAGCUGGCUCUGUCCACAGGCCUCUGAGAAGUAGGGGUAAUGAUGUCACCUGCAGUGCUGCUGGGUGGGUUAAAAGAGCCUGUCAGUCAGGCACUUGAAAGCACUGUGUCCACCAUUAAGGCCUAGACACUCUCCCUCCUCCUGGCCGAGUUGGUUCUGCUACCAGGAACUGAACCCAGCUACUUGAAGAGCGUGGCAUAAAUAGUGAAGUGGAUGGUAAAGAAGCAGAGACAACACCACAGUUUGGUUGUUAAAAGAAAGAGGGAAAUACACAGCAGCUCAAUGAAGAGGUCCGGGCCCCCGCGCACUCGAGCUCGGAACUACACUUCCCGGCAGGACGCGAGCGCGCGCACGCGCACCGGGGCCUCCGCCAUGGCGACCGUGCUGUCUAGGGCGCUCAAGCUGCCGGGGAAGAAGAGCCCGGACCUGGGGGAGUAUGACCCCCUCACGCAGGCCGACAGCGACGAGAGUGAAGAUGACCUCGUGCUUAACCUGCAGCAGAAGAACGGGGGGGUCAAAAAUGGCCAGAGUCCCCUGGGAGAAGCCCCGGAGCCCGACUCGGACGCCGAGCCCGCAGGGUCUGCCAAGCCGCAUCUCUCAGAGGUCACCACGGAGGGCUACCCCUUGGAGCCCCUGGGGGGCCUGGAGCAGAAGGCGGCAUCUUCCAUGGCAUCCUAUGUGCGCACGUCGGUCUUUCUGCUGAUGCUGGUGGUCUCCACCGUCCUGGUGCUCGUGUGUGCCUUCCUGAUCCCCUGUCCCCCUCGGGACCUGCACAGCACGUGGAGCCGCCGCUUGGGCCCCCAGGGAGGAGGGGACCUGAAUCCACUGGAACUGGCUGAUGUGAAUGGAGAUGGCCUGCGUGACGUGCUGCUCUCCUUCGUGACACUGAGGAACGGGAGCACAGCCGGUGUCUCCAGGCCACCCGCUCUCCUUGUGUGCCUUUCGGGGAUGAAUGGCAGCACACUGUGGUCAAGUCCCCUCCCCGAGGAGGCCCGAGAUGUUACCUGUUUGGAUCUGAUGCCGGGGAGCGGGGCUGGAACCGUCUGCCUUGUGACGGGGACACACAAGAUGCUCAGUGCAUUCAACGGGACGUCAGGGAAAGCCAUUUGGACCUUAAACCCAAACUACUUAUCCAACGGGACCCUGGCUGCUCCAGGUGUGAUGCUGCCGGACCUGGAUGAAGAUGGCGUUAGAGAUCUCGUGGUUCUGGCCAUUGGGGAGGUGCAACCAGAUCUGUGCUUUCUGCUGGUGUCUGGCCGGACCGGGAGUCCCGUGGGCCGGCCUGUGAAGUACAGCAUCGUUGGAGUGGGGAACCUGAUCGGCCCUCAGGUGUACAUCACCGCGAGCGGGGCUGUCUACAUCCUGUUUGGCUUUGGGAAUAUCCAGGCUGUCGCCCUGCGGGACAUAUUUGUUCAGGCCCAGAAUCGAGACAGCUCACCACCUUCCCUGCAGAUAGAAGAGCCCGAGUGGGAGAAACGAAGAUCCAUCAACCUGUCUGAGCUCAUUGAUGUUUACAGCUAUGGGGUCGAGCUCCUGCAGAUGGUGAAAGCAGCGGAUUCCAACUGCAGCAACCUCCUGAUCACGACCAGACAAGGCCUCGUCCUGCUGCGGGGACAAAACCUCACCCCGUCCUGGACCUUGAGCCUUCAGGGCCUGCGCAGUCAGCCUACACCUGGGUAUUUCACGGAUGAUGAGACAUUAGACUUCCUUCUGCAGAUACCAAGUGGAACUGGGAUGAAAAAGGUGAUGGUGGUGGAUGGGGACUCUGGGCUGGUCACUUGGAGUUACAGUGUCCCCUGUCGCAUGCGAGAAACCCCAACCACCUCAGCGGCCACUGUGGACCAGAAGUCUGUCUUCCUCUUCUGGGCUGAAGGGCUGUCAGCUCCAUCUCCCAGUUCGGAUGUCACCCUAGGAACCGAGGCCCCUGACCUUCACCACCUUUACCUCCUGCACCCGGCCUUCCCCUCGAUUCUUCUGGAUCUGGCCAAUGCCACGGGGACCGUGACGGCUUCAGAGGUUGGGAUCAACGACCUCUGGAAAGAUGCCUUUUAUGUUACCAGGACAACAGGGCCCAGCUCCGAAGGCCACCCGGCACCCCUGGUGGUCAGCAAGCUUAGUCUGCGGUGGGCGCUGAUGGAGGGCCAAGUGGUCCAGCUAAAGGAGACCACCCCCAAAAUUGGCCGCGGGGAGCUGCGGAGAUUCCUCUCUAGGAUAAAGUUCGUUGAUUCUCCCUACCAGAUGUAGUCUGACAGACUCUUCAGUUUCAGAAGAUGUGAACUCUCCAGCUGGGGUUCACUCAGCUCCUUGGAGAGGAAGACUUGUCACCCGACUCCACCACCUCCGUGUGACUGUCGCCAAGCACUUUGGAAGGACUCGCAGCUCUUGGGUAACAGCACGGUCCGUUCGGCUGGGGCAUCUCACCUGCCUUUCCAGUCCCUGUGUUAAUCCCCUCUAGGCACUGUGUGUGGAGAGUUUGGAAAUGUGAAUUGUACUGUGGAUUUUUUUUUUUUUUGUAAGUUUUAAUUUAUAAACCCUUUCUGGGAAACUCUGGUGAGGUUCCUCCCUGGACCAUAUUGUUGGACAUUGUCAUGAGUGUGUAUUGUUUAGUAUAGUGAUGAAAUCUUUUCUAGAUAAGCCUGUCCUUCAGCUUGUCCAUCUGAAACACAUCUGGUUGGUUUGGUCCUCCUGAGACUCCCAGACAGCCUACCUCUGAUGUGGAGGGCCCCUCAGCCCUUCUCCCCUUAGUCUCCUCCCAUGUGCACCUCGACCUUGGCAGCAGUGAGGAAGGUCCGUGGUGGGGACCGGGGAGCCACCCAGCAUCCUCACCCCUUCCUUGUCUGUGUCUCCUGUCUCCUCUUACCUGCUCUCUAUGUAUUUAGGGGCCAUAAGAAUAUCCUAGGAGUUCUCGUCGUGGCGCAGUGGAAACGAAUCCGACCAUGAGGAACCAUGAGGUUGUGGGUUCAAUCCCUGGCCUUGCUCGGUGGGUUGAGGAUCUGGUGUUGCCCUGAGCUGUGGUGUAGGUCGCAGAUGCGGCUCGGAUCUGAUGUUGCCGUGGCUGUGGCAUAGGCUGGCAACUGUAGCUCCGAUUGGACCCCUAGCCUGGGCCUCUCCAUAUACUGUGGGUUCGGCCCUAAAAAGCAAAAAAAAAAAAAAAAAAAAAAAAAGACUACCAUCCCUAUUCUGGAGUUCCCUGGUGGCUUUGCAGUUCAGGAUCCAGUGUUGUCACUGUUGUGGCAUAGGUUCAAUACCUGGCCUGCGACCCUAGGCAUGCCAAAAAAAAAAAAAAAAAAAAGGAAUAUCCCUAUUCUUAUCAGAAGGGGAACAAAGGAAGUUGAACUGCCCUGCUUCUGACAAGAGUCCACAGGGUAUGAUGUGGUUUUUUACAGCUAUACCUUCAGAAAUGCUUAUGUGUACGCCACCCUCAACUUCGGGGAAAACUCACAUCAGGAAUGACUGAGGCGACUGCCCCAUCCCCUUCACCCCUCCUCUGUGUUCAUAGCAUCUUCUCUGAUUGGGCGUCCUCCUUACUGGCUCUCCUCUUGCUGUCUCUUAUUCAGGGAUACUUUUUGCUUUGCUUGCAUGAAAGCAAAGCUGUUUCUGGACUCUGGCUCCUCGAGUCCAGCACACAGCCAUUCUGCCCUGUACCUUCCCUUCUCAUAGCGCCUUUGAAGCAGAGUAUUUUGAGAAAAUGUGUAAAUAAUGAUAACUUUUAUAAAUGGUUAAGAUCUUUAGAAUUAUCUCCAGGGCUAACUUCUCCCUUCUUCUAUGUGAAUAUGUUACUUUAUCAUGCUCUUUCCUAAAACUUCUAGGUCAUUAUUGAGAAAGCAGAGAUCCCACAUUAGCUGGGGAGAACCGCUGUCCUUCUCGAGUAAGUUUGGUAGAUCGUCCGAGUGCACCCAGCUUCUCUCUUUGCUUCAGCCUGUAUCUUUUUAGUUUGUGUUAAUAGGCUCCAGAAAAUUUAGAUGUUACAGAAAACUCAGAUCCCAGAUUUAAAGGCAUGUGAAUUACCCACGGGUAAGCGUUGUGACAAAACACAAGGUCGGUAGCCAGAGCUCCAAGCAAGCGUGUUGCCUGGCCUGUCGACUGGCCUUGCCAGGUCUGGGCACCCCUUGCCUUAAGCUCCUGGAAGCAAAUUUGGUUUUGACACUUUGGAAGGCAUGCGUGGGUCCAGCUUAUUGGGAACUUAGGGGAACAGUUAGAAGACAUUCGAGAGUAUGGGGUUGAGAAGUUCCCGUUGUGGCUCAGCAGUAAUGAACCCAACUAGUAUCCAUAAGGAUGCGGGUUUGAUCCCUGGCUCUGCUCAGUGGGUUAAGGAUCCGGCUUUGCUGUGAGCUGUGGUAUAGGUUGCAGAUGUGGCCCAAAUCCCCCAUUGCUGUGGCUGUGGUGUUGGCCAGCACCUGUAGCUCCUAUUCAAACCCUACCCAGGGAUUUCCAUAUGCUGCAGGUGUGGCCCUAAAAAGCAGAAAAAAAAAAAAGUAUGGGAUUGAUUCCAAAUUUGCUUGUAGGGUUUGAACCUGCCUGGGUAGAAGGGGCUAGGAUCUAGUUUGGUCUAAUAGAGAAUUCUAAAGACUAAUUCAUAAUCAGUUGAAUACCUAAAGCUUGAGUGGUGAUCCCAUGGCCUGGGCUGGGCGUCCCGGUUCUCUACCACGUGGAGGCUUUCAGGGAAGCCGGCCACUCUAGGCAGGUGUCAGUUCAAACUUGUUUACACUGGUUUGGGGGGAUUGUUUUGGACAGAAAACCGUAUUUAUGCUGGGUGAGUGCCAGAAAUACAUAAGAAGCUAGCAAAAACAAUGCCCCUAAACUCUUGGUGGUGUGUUUGCAAACUAACUGCACAGAGAUUGUUCUGCCUCUGAUAAGUUUGAACCUCCCCUUGUUAAACACAGCACACAAGCUCCAGGUUUGCUCUCCGUCUUGCCACCAGGACAAAGGAUGUAAAUGGUGGCUGGAGACUGAGGAAGCAUCACCUGACCAGCAUGGGUGCUGGUCUCUUGCCCAGUGCGGCUCUAAACUUCCUUCUCGCAGGCGAUCCCCCACCAGCUGUUUGACCCCCCCCCACCAGCCGUCUAAGACAGGAAGUGCUCUUCCCCCCCCCCCCGCCCCGCUCCCGCAUGGGGUUCCUGCAAAGCCAAUCAACCCCUCCUUAGAAAGAGAGCACUGACUUCUGCAAAUGCAGGGCUGUUCCUUCUCCCGCUGUCUCCUCUAUCCUCCCCUUACAGACCUGCAACCCCAGACAGCAUCCUCCCCCACCCCAGCGGGUCUCUUCCCCCUCUCCUCCAUCUGCUGUGGUCGGGUGGUCCCACCCCCUGGGAUGUGAAUGGCUGUCCUUACUGCUCAUGGUAAAGAAGAGCCGUUUAGGAUGCUGUCAGGAAGUGCUGUUUAAAAUGUGAAUUGUUACGGAACAAAUAAAUCCUGUGUGUAGGAGCAAA
Molecule: messenger RNA, 6348 nt
Organism: Sus scrofa (pig)
Lineage: Eukaryota; Metazoa; Chordata; Mammalia; Artiodactyla; Suidae
Source: RefSeq, a predicted model, not a curated record